CUGCGACCAUUAAGAAGAGUGCCGACGAGCUCUAGUUCGUUUGUUCAGGACUGCAACAUGAGCUCGGCCGCGGAGAACACGUCGAAGAAGACGACGAAGGUUACGAUUCCCCACACCGUCGAGCAAGGAACCACCAUCACCGGCGUGCUGGAGCAAGUUGCUCCUGAGGAGCCUUCGCAGGGAAGGAGGAUAGCAUUGGUCCUCCAUGGAGCCAUGGGCCAUAAAGACUACCUCUUCCAGAAGCGUCUUGCACAACGUCUGCCCAUAGACUCAUUUCGGUUCGAUUUUCGAGGCAACCACGAAACGCCGGGAAUCUGGAAGUACGGCCACUUCCUUGACGACGUUGCCGACCUCGAGAUCGUCGUCGCCUACCUCCAGAAGGAAUACGGAUACGUCAUAGACAUGCUCGUGGGCCAUUCUCGAGGAAGCGUCGUCUCCCUCCUGUGGAUAUGUAAGCAUAGAGAUGGCGACGCGAAGACCGUGCGGAGAUACGUGAACGUAUCUGGCCGGUAUAGAAUGACGAAAGUAUAUGAUGACAUGAACGCGAACAAGGAACAGCUUGAACGUCAAGGAUUUAUCGAGAGACGGGCAACAGUCGCUCGCAAGCCGUUCGUGGCCAGGAUCACUAAGGAAGACUACGACUCAUUUGCCUCAGUUGACACGUCGAUCGCCUGGACUCAGUUCCCAGCGAGUAUCGACGUGCUCACAUUGCACGGGCUCAGGGACGCUGUUGUCCCUCCGUAUGACGCUUUCAUAUUUGGGCGUAUAUACGGCGCACGUAGCCCUGGUACGCAUACACUUCGUUACGUGGAAGAGGCAGACCACAACUUCACUGGCAUGCCGGACGAAGUCAACGAUACUAUCCUGGAAUGGAUGGCACAACAGGAGAGAAACGAACUUACGACGGGUCUUUGGCACACUGGACUGAGGAACAAGCUGUAAGUUCUUCCUGGGGGGUAUAGAUGUUCUGCGUCUAAGCAUAGAGAGUAUCCAUAAGUGUCAUGCCGGAAUUAUGCAUAGAGAAUUAUGGGGUAUACCGCGGCGUAUCGUACAGCACGAGCUACUAUACAAACCUAGCCACAAUAUCGUAUCAUGCUACGGCAACGGCAGCCGCUGUCUGCUCCUCGGCCGGAUCCGCUAUCACCUCUUCCCUCUGUUGCUGCUGCUGCUUCUUCUCUAGCCGAGCAGUCUUCGCAGCUCUCCAGUCGAACUCAAGCCGGCCGUCCUUCUCCAUCUCCUCUUUGACGCUCACGACUAAUGUCCUUAACUCCUCCUCCUCCAUCUCCGAUAGUGCUCUUUGCCACGGCUCGACCACAGCAGUCACUGGCGACGCGGGUCCUCCACCCGCCGCAGGGAGGCAUCCAAGCCUCUCCUUCACCUCGUCCAUGACGAAGCGAAUAGGCUUGCCAUUCACGCCCGUCCAUGCGUUCAAGUUCGUCCCGUUCAGGAGCUCCUUCGCCCGCUUCUGCGCGCGGCUCGCGUACACAAGCGCAGCGUGCUCUUCGGCCUUCCCGAAGAACCUGAGUGCGGCGUCAAUCUUCUCUGGGACGUUUCCCUCUACGGCGAAGAGCGACGUUGUUGAGCUGAUCCCGGAGGUGCAGGCAGGGAGCUCCUGCGUGCGGAGGUAGUUGAUGAACUUCAUGCGCAUGGGGCGGUCAUGGAGGCGCUCCUUCGUUGAGGCCUCGUACUCUGGGGAACGAUAGCGCGCGACGAGAACGUGGAUGAAGGGCGAGGUGGCGAGCCAGGCGAAGAUAUCGUGCUGUGUCGUAAAACCUUGUCUCCACCUGUCCAUCGAGAGUCCAAAGAACGACAGGAUGUCGUCCAUAGAGUACGAGAGGUAGUACGUUUGUGGUGGGUAGGUGCGGAUCGGCUCUGCGAGCCUCAGCCCGUAAAUGCUGAAUGACAGCCCUGCUGUCUGCGCGAGGACCCCAAGGAAGAACACAAGAUCCCCAUACGACGAGCAGAAGACGGUACGCUCCCAUUGCGCGUAGUCCCCAUUCACGUUCAAGUCGACUUGGAAGGUCACCUGCGCGUCCGCGUCCCUCGCGCCUCCGUCCUGCUUGGGCUCAGAGGCAGCGGCGACGGCCUUGUGCGCCUGCGCGACCGCCUCGAACGCGUCAACAGGGAUCGCGAAGUUACUCGUCCUGUUUCCCUCCUGGGGUAUGCUGCACGUCGCGCGCAGCGCAGCCCUGACUUCCUCGUGCGUCAGGCCAUCGCGCGGGCCAGCCACGAUGAUGUCCAGGUCUCCAAAGUCGGCUUUCUCCGGGGCUUCGGGCGAGACGGUGGCGUGUGCAUAGAAAGAUUGCACGAUGGGGAGGACCUGAGCUUUCAGAGCGUUGUAGACCGCGGGGUGCAUACGCGGGAAGGUGGCGUGCGGCAGCAGCCGCUUGAAUGCGUUUCCGCCCAUGAGACAACGGAGUGCUGUGGUAGCGGAGUAGUGUGUGGGCGGUAUCAGACCAUGUCAGACCAUGACAUGCUUGUUUUAUAGGAUGGGAAUGGCCGUGGACGUUGGCAAUGAUGCCGCAGUGACUCGGUUCCGGCGCAAGUGCAAUGACGGCCUGAACUUCAUGGCGGUGGC
This is a messenger RNA of Dichomitus squalens LYAD-421 SS1, 2578 nucleotides long. RefSeq names its product ectomycorrhiza-regulated esterase. The transcript is spliced from 9 exons. NCBI's taxonomy places the organism in Eukaryota, Fungi, Basidiomycota, Agaricomycetes, Polyporales, Polyporaceae. The record is from RefSeq and is a predicted model, not a curated record. The coding region runs from base 58 to 942 and encodes 294 amino acids.